ACUGAAUACAUGCACACACACUUUAAUGUUUCAUACUUCUAUUUCUAUUAGGAUUUUCCAGGCCAAGAGUAACGAGCGAUCGUCACGUCAAAAUCCCCGUCUGCUCGAUUAGUCCGCAAUCCCUUGGCCAUGCCUCAACCCCUCGACGAUCGCACCUCUCGGCUAGCUUGGUCUCAUUCAAGAUGGCCGCCUAGAGCUGGGCAGUAACGCGGGCUGUUAGAUGUCAACAUGUCACUCCUCAGAGUCUGUGCCUUGGCGAAAUGCGCGAGUCGCCGCGGUUUGUUCCGUAGCGGUGCUGUUCGCGUGUCUCCGGCGGACCGCUGUCGGCUGUUCGUGUCCACCAGAGACGGCGGGAUCCGACGAAUAUCCGAGACACCACUGCAGCUCCAGAGAAGAAACGUUUCCAUCAUGAUCCCAAAGAGAGACGAUGCUAAGAAACGCGUUGUGGAGCAGUCUCAGCUGUUAGACGUGCUUAAGGCCAGAAUCCAGCAACUCCAACCUGACGUCGUUUUAGAUGUCCAUCAUGCAAACGUGCAAUUUGUCAAAGGCCCGUCCCCCGGGAGAGGCCCCAAAGUGGCACCGAAGGAGAAAACUGACAUUCCUAAAUCCGCAAAGACACUUAAAGCGGCGUCAAAGUCCAAGACCAGCCGCUGGAUGGAGAAAUUAACCCGGGAGGAGAAAAACAAACUCACAAAAGCGGAGCGCCUCCCUCAGAAAAUACAGAAGAAUGUAAAGGAGAAGCCGUCCGCCAAAUCCAAAGGAAGCAAAAGCAGCUCGGCCCUCCCCGGGACUUCUCACAAAGUUGUACCCAACGCCGCGCCGCUGGCCAAGAGCAGGGCUCGCACCAAGUUGUCCGACGAGAUACGCGCCGCGGUUUCCUCCACGGAGGCCUCCAGAAAGCUGGGACCCGCCAAAGAGGGCAGGAGGCAGACCGAAGACUGGGGCGGUGCCGAGGAGCUGGAGAAGGGCCGGUGGACGCUGUCGAGCAACCCGCAGCCGCCGCCGGCGAAGGAAGAGGGGGGGGGGGAGGAGGACGGCGCGGCGGCGGCGUCGUGCGGCGACGUCCAGCUGAGCAUCCGCUCUUACCUGGAGGCCUGCGUGUUCGCCGGGGACGUGGAGAGGGCGCACCGCUUCCUGCUGAGCCAGCACAGGGUGAGGAGUCGGCGGAAGCUGCUCAACACGGACGUCUACAACAUCAUGAUGAGGGUGUGGGCCAAGAAGGGGACGUUGAAUCAGAUCGGCCGCAUAUUCAUUCUGUUAGAGGAGGCGGGCCUGAAGCCUAAUCUGGGCUCCUACUGUACCGCCCUGGAGUGUAUGGGCCGCAACCCCGACUGCCAGCCGAAGCUCAUCACAAGGUGCCUGAGCCAGAUGGAGGAGGACGGCCUGUCCGUGGACGACCUGCUCGGCCGCUGCGUGUUCCGGCAGGACGAGCGGGACAUGGUCCUGAAGGCCGUGCGCCUCGCCCGGCCCGACUACGAGCCCCGCCUCCGCGCCGGCGCCGCGCAGUGCCCCUCGCUGGUGCAGGAGUUCUACGCACAGGUCCCUUUGGAGCAAAGUUCUUUUAUUUUACAUUCUUUGGUGUCUUUGUUGCACAGGAGGCCGGACACCGUCAAACAGAAGAACGCCUUCCCGCCGAACUUCAUUCACUCUCUGGACUCCACGCACAUGAUGCUGACCGCGCUCCACUGCUACAGUGCCGGCCUGACGUUCGUCUCGGUGCACGACUGCUUCUGGACGCACGCCCUCACCGUGGACACCAUGAACCAGAUCUGUCGGGAGCAGUUUGUCGCCCUGCACAGCCAGCCGAUCCUUCGAGAGCUCUCCGAAUUCCUGCUGCAGAAAUACUGCACCGGGCUCCCGGCCGAGGCCAAGAACAAGAAGUACCAGGAGUACCGCAGGCUGAUGCUCCUCUUGGCCAAAGUGCCCCAGACAGGUGAUUUCGACCUCCAGCGGGUGAAGGAAUCCACGUAUUUCUUCAGCUGAGAGCCUCGCGAGGUCCGAGCCGGCGGAGGGAGAUGAGUGGAAUUGACACAGAGCAGCGGGGGAAGGACGCGGGUGGCUUUGUUUCCCUUCCCCCCCCCCCCAGCCCCCCUCAGGACAUUGAUCCGGCCGCCACCCUCCCGGUCCGGAGGCAAAGCACUGUGAACUCGCCUGAUUAGCUCACUAGUGGGCUGAUGCGGGGCAGGAUGGGAUACUCAUCCAGGCGAAGUGAUGAGGGAAUCGGCACCGGAUGGGAAUGUUAAGACUUCAAUCAGUGGAAAGCAGCGCUCAUAAUGGCCGCUUAGACUAUAUUCGGGGGAUACGUCCGUGUGUGUCGGAGUGUACGUGAUCCACACGGACUUAGUCACUCGGCACUUCUGCUGCUCAAUAACCCUUUCAUCUGCAAGCUCUAAUUGUAAGUGAUUGGAGGUGUGUGUGUGUGUGUUUGUGCAUCUUCGAUGCUCUCUGACACGAUCUUCAGACCUCGUUCAGGAGGAAAUGAGACGUUUGUGGACACGGGACUCUCAGAGAAAUGUUCAAAGGGUGAGUUGAGGAGAUCUUUGACGGCGUCGCGUCCCGUCCUCAGAGGGACGAAGGACCUGACCCGUCGCCCUCAAAUAAAAAGCAUCUUAAAAAUG
Molecule: messenger RNA, 2618 nt
Organism: Pungitius pungitius (ninespine stickleback)
Lineage: Eukaryota; Metazoa; Chordata; Actinopteri; Perciformes; Gasterosteidae
Gene: polrmt
Product: polymerase (RNA) mitochondrial (DNA directed)
Exons: 10
Coding region: 229-1983 (584 amino acids)
Biological process (GO): mitochondrial transcription
Cellular component (GO): mitochondrial DNA-directed RNA polymerase complex
Molecular function (GO): protein binding; mitochondrial promoter sequence-specific DNA binding; DNA-directed RNA polymerase activity
Source: RefSeq, a predicted model, not a curated record